UCUCUCAUCAUGUCGGAAUCACCAAUGGCAGGCAUAGAUUUUGCACCGGCCACCGCUGAGGACUACGAGGAGCUGAUGUCUAUCUCAGGUGGUAUAUACAAAGGAAUGGACUAUCUGCCUUGCAAAUACCAUGAAUGGCUGAAGGAUCAUCGAAGACGCAUGUUUAUGGCCAGGAGUGAGGGGAAAAUAGUGGGCUUUGAGUCCUUCUUGCUGGUUGAUGGUGGUGAGACUGCUGUGGUGCAAGGUCUUCGCGUGGCCCCCUGGACGAGAGGAAAAGGUGUAGCCGGCAUCAUUGAGCGAUUUAUCUUAGGCAAACUUCAUUCUGAUCACCAGCACGUGAAAAGAGUCCGCUUGACCCGUUCAGAGAACCCUCCGCCGAGCUUGUUGACGAAGUACAAAGUCAUCCACUCCAAGGCCGUGCUGUCCGUGUCUCUUCCCUCUGGCCAGCUAGCGAAAGACAUCAAAUUGUUGGAGGCGCGUCUGGACAAUGUGGGACAGUUGAAUCAUUUCACUGUUCUGGAACCUGCUGAGGUGCUCCAACUCUUUAAUGGGGCGAAGACUGCAGAAGAUCUGCUUCCCGGGGGUCUCCUGCUCCAGGGGUGGCUUCCUCUUUCCACCCAGAGGUCCAAUUUAGAGAUGCUUUUUGAAAGGAAUUUCACUUGGAUCUACUCGCAACCACGAAAUAUGAGCGUCAGUGCAAACGGACAUCAAACUGACCAUGAAAACAAAGUGAGAGGAGGAUCACCACCCCUACCACCUUCUUCUACCGGGUUCCUCAGCCUUGGUACCCCAGCAUACCCGGUGCCUUAUGCAGAUGCCACAUACCGCUUCGACGUUGACAUGUUUGGAAUCGAUCCAGCAAGCGCUAAGAUGCAUGUGGUGGAGCAACUUAAGUUGUGUACACAGUCCCUGCCUGCUGGGAUCAGUCUAAUCUGCAUCAUGUUUGGGGAGGAGAGCCUGCGGACCGAACUCAAUCAACUGAUUGAGGGACUGGCACCAUUCUUUUUAGUGAAUGAACAGAUGCUGCUAGAAAUGGAGAUUUAA
Messenger RNA from Nanorana parkeri, 1044 nucleotides. Its product is annotated as probable N-acetyltransferase 16. The coding region runs from base 10 to 1044 and encodes 344 amino acids. The transcript has 3 exons. The record is from RefSeq and is a predicted model, not a curated record. NCBI's taxonomy places the organism in Eukaryota, Metazoa, Chordata, Amphibia, Anura, Dicroglossidae. Gene Ontology annotation, molecular function: acyltransferase activity, transferring groups other than amino-acyl groups.